GGAAAAUUCAGGUUUCAGUUGCUGAUCGCGUGGGUCUGGGAAUAAAAACUGCGAUUUUGGGUCUAGAAGAAAGAAGAGAUCGCCGCCGCCGCCGCCGUCGUCUUCGUGUGGGUGUCUCGUCCAUCUCUGCUCGUCUUCGCGGGAACAAGUGGGUAUAUCUGUCAUCACCAAAAUCCACUAGACUUUAGUGAAGCGCGUAUAUAUAGGUCUCCUUAGGAUUGUCUACAUGGAAAAAGGAAAAGAACACUCAUCUCCGCUAACACCAUCUAGCUCAAAUCUUCCAAGCGCAGACAUACCAAAAACUGCUCCAAGUUCGACAUGCAUACAAGGUUGGCAUGGACCAAUGCCUGCAUGUUCACCGGCUUUUAUGCCAUAUCUAGAUGGCAACCAACAUCCAAGCAACAUUCAGUAUGGGAUGGGACCUCUGAUACCUCUUGUCAAUACAAGCUCUGCAACGAGCUCAAGAGUUCAUAUGGAGGAUACACCCGAUUGUAGGAAAACUAAAGCGUCAUGUAUUUCUUCUAGAGUUGAUGAGGAAAGUAAAGAAGAUGGACCAGAGGCACGGGAAACCCAGGAUAGCAGUGCUGGGACACCUAAUCAUGUCCAAAUGGAUGGUGAUGAUAUGAUUGAAGAGCCAAAGUCGGGGAUGGAGUUUGAUUCUUUUGAAGAAUUAAUGAGCUAUUACAAGCAAUAUGCUAAGAAAUGCGGGUUUGGAGUGAUGACAAAAAGGAGUGAGAGGGGAGAGGACGAGACUGUUAGAUAUAUCACCCUUGCAUGUGCCCGUGGUGGAAAGGCUCGGAAUAGGACGCUGAAUGUCGCCAAACCACGUCCGACAGCAAAGACGGAAUGUAAGGCAAAGAUUAAUGCUUUAAAAGUUGAGGGAAAAGUGCGAUUGACAACAGUUCAUAAUAUCCAUAAUCACUGCCUCAGUCCACAGAAAUCCCGUUUCUUUCGAUGUAAUAGAGAAGUGAGUGAGAUCGUAAAAAGAGUUCUAGAUACAAACGAUUUGGCUAACAUAUGAAUGAAUAAGAGAUUUGAAUCUCUUGUUGUUGGCGCUGGUGGAUUCGAGAACUUUCCGUAUGUGGAAAAGUAUUGUCGUAAUUACAUCGACAAUGCAAGACAUAUAUGACUUGGGAAAGGUGGUGCUGGAGCGCUUCGAGAGCAUUUUGUUAGGAUGUAGUACAAAAAUCCUGGGUUUUUUACAUUGAUGGAUUUAGAUGAUGACGGAAGGUUAAAAAAUGUCUUCUGGGCAGACCCUCGUAGUAGGGCAGCUUACCAAUAUUUCGGUGAUGUGGUCACAUUCGAUACCACAUACCUGACAAAUAGAUAUGAGAUACCCUUUGCACCAUUUGUCGGUGUAAACCACCAUGGGCAGUCAAUUCUGUUGGGAGCAGGAUUGAUUUCUAGUGAGGAUACUAAGACCUUUGUAUGGUUAUUUCAGACCUGGUUACAGUGCAUGGAUGGUGUAGCUCCGAAAGCUAUUAUCACAGAUCAAGACAAAGCGAUGAAAAAUGCAAUUGCUAUUGUCUUUCCAGAAAGCCGACAUAGAUUUUGCCUGUGGCAUAUAUUGAAAAAAGUCCCUGAAAAGCUUGGCUCCCAUAGUUCCUACAAAAGUGGAUUGAAAAAUGCAUUGAUGAAAUGUGUGUAUGACACCCAAACUAUUGAAGAGUUUGAGAAUUGUUGGGACGAGUUAAUCACCACGUACAACUUACAUGAGAAUGCCUGGCUGCAAAGUUUAUUCGCUGAGCGUGAGUAUUGGGUACCGGCAUUCUUGAAAGAGUUUUUUUGGGCUGGCAUAAGUACAACCCAGCGGAGUGAGAGCAUGAAUGCCUUUUUUGACGGUUAUGUGCAUUCUGAAACAACUUUGAAAGAGUUUGUCGACCAAUUUGAUAACACGUUGAAAAAGAAAAUAGAGAAUGAAAAUAGGGCAGACUUUAACUCAUUCAACUCCACAAUUCCCUGCAUAUCUAGAUCUCCAAUAGAAAAGAGAUUUCAAGAAUUGUACACAAAUGCAAAAUUUAGGGAAUUUCAGCAACAACUUACUGGCAUUAUCGAUAUGGAUCCAGCUUUACUUAAGAGGGAUGGUGGAGUAAAGACCUAUCUGGUAGAGGAUGAAGUUCGUGUGGAAGAAUACACUAAGCUGGUUACACAUUCUGUGGACUUUAGUGAGGAAGAUGCAAUUGCAAAGUGUUCAUGUGGGUUAUUUCAAAUGAGGGGGAUAUUAUGUAGACACAUUUUGGCUGUAUUCAAGUGUAACGGGAUAAAAUCAUUGCCAGAUAGGUACAUUUUAGACCGAUGGCGGAAGGACAUCAAAAGGAGAUACAUGUUAAUCCAUAGCAGUUAUGACGCAGGGGGUCAGCGGGCAGAUGCAAAUAGAUAUUCAAGUUUAUUGAAUAUCUGCUAUCAGAUGAUUACUCAUGCAGCGGGUUCAAAAGAGCAUACUGAGGAUGCAACUAAAAAGUUAUAUGAGAUGAUUGACUUAUAUCGUGAUAACCAAUAACCCCCGUCGAUAAUCUUAACGGGUUCUAAUGUUGGUUGUACGACAAAGGACACAAUUACGGUUGGUAGUUCAAAGCAAGUACUUAGUCUAUAUGUUGUGAGAGGGAAAGGCAAACCCUCAUCUUUGAGGAGAGCAUUUAGGGAGAAAGACAUACAAAAAGUUAAAGCGAAGACGAAUAAAACAUCAGUUAAGGGGAAACGUAAACAGGUGCACAUUUUUAAUAUUACAUGUUUAUUUAUAUUUUAUUAAUGCAAAUAUGCCUAAUGUGUUUUGUUAUUUGUUACUUGAUUAUUAGCGAGAUGCAUGAAUACACUAGUCGUGGGAUACUUGAAGAAAUUAAUUGGCCAUUCAGAGAUAGAUAUGUCCAAUGUUGGUAGCGUGUAGGUAUAUUAACACUUAUAUAUUUAUAUUUGAUCAACAAUAUUCUCUCGUUUUCUGACGAGUAUUUAAUAUUUAUCACCAGUCUGUUCUAGACAGCUUAGCUUUUGACAUCAAUGGAAUCUAGCUCCAAGAAACAGUGAUUGUGAGUCAAGAAAGUGUAAGUUCAAAUUUAAAGUAUUUGAAUAGUAAUAUCGAUAUCAUCAUUCAUAUUUGAAUAUUAUUCGUUACAGAUGUAAUUUGGAUUGGAUGGAUCACAACCGGCGCAAUGAGAUAGUUUAAUUUUAAUUUUUCAAAAAUUAUUUGCGUGCAUUGAAUUUAAUUCAUGGACACAUGAUAGAACACAUUUUUGUGUAUUGUGUAUUGGAACUUCAAAAGCUAUUGGAACCAAUGGGUGUAUUAUAUUGGACAAUUAUUUGUAUUUUUGGAUGGAUAGCUUUUCAUUUGUAGUUAUUUUUCGAUGGUAUGAGACUUUUUUAUAUGUGGAAA
Messenger RNA from Carya illinoinensis, 3367 nucleotides. Its product is annotated as protein FAR1-RELATED SEQUENCE 5-like. Lineage: Eukaryota; Viridiplantae; Streptophyta; Magnoliopsida; Fagales; Juglandaceae. The record is from RefSeq and is a predicted model, not a curated record. The transcript has 4 exons. Gene Ontology annotation, molecular function: zinc ion binding. The coding region runs from base 227 to 1021 and encodes 264 amino acids.